UAUCUCUCUCUCAAAUUUUCUUGUAUCACAUCAAUAUGGCUUCUACACCCCAAUAUUCCAUAGGACCAACUAAUUCCCUAAGAUCAACCGUGCCCUUUUUCAACAAAGUCUCCACUGCCCAAUGUUGGAACAGAAAUCAUUUAACUAGCCAUCCUACAAUCACCAAGCACAUCUCUAGGCCUAAUUUUCUUCAAAUGCCAUCAGAAAUAAUAAAGAAGGAGCUCAAAGUUAGAAAUGGUGGUUGGAGAGUUUGGGGCAUUGACGAUGGGUCAUGCGGAGUUGCGCCUACGCCUCCACCACCGCCUUCCGUCCUGGAUGUCGUCCGGGAUUUCCACAACGCCAUAAAUGCCAGGGACAACGACAAGCUGUCUCAACUUCUAUCUGAGGACUGCCAUUAUGAAGAUCUCGUCUUUUACAUUCCCUUCGAAGGAAAAGAGGGUGUCAAACGCUUUCUCAACAGCGUGACGGACGCAAUGGGACCAAAUGUUCGUAUUGCCAUUGACAAUAUGGCUGAGGCCGAGGGAUUAACUGCAACUGUAUUAUGUCAUCUCGAAUGGAAAGAUAAAGGGAUGCCCUUUACCAGCGGUUGUAGAUUUUUUGAAUGUGAAGAAGUUGCUGGUGGAAGGCUCCUCAUAAGGAAAAUAACUGGCUUGGAAGAAUUGCCACUGAAACCUGGUGAUUUGUUAUUGAAACUAUUGAAGGCAGUUACAACUUUUUUUGAUCUCUAUCCAAUGGCAGCUAAUGGAUUGCUUGCGAAAUCCCACGGCACACACGAAGGACUUGAUAAGCUUUUGGACAUGCUUCGUGGGAGACGUCAAAGUUAAUUAUCUUCUUAAUCUGAUAUGUAUUAAAAAUAAAGUUCAAAACUUUGCCCUUUAAUGCUACUAUCAAAUAUAU
Messenger RNA from Morus notabilis, 897 nucleotides. RefSeq lists its product as uncharacterized. Bases 36 to 824 code for a protein of 262 amino acids. The transcript is spliced from 6 exons. Lineage: Eukaryota; Viridiplantae; Streptophyta; Magnoliopsida; Rosales; Moraceae. The record is from RefSeq and is a predicted model, not a curated record.